This is a messenger RNA of Penicillium olsonii, 1446 nucleotides long. NCBI's taxonomy places the organism in Eukaryota, Fungi, Ascomycota, Eurotiomycetes, Eurotiales, Aspergillaceae. The record is from the annotation of a GenBank genome assembly.
AUGACUACGCCAAACCAGAGGGUAACGGCCUACCUGGUCUACCUGGUGUUUAUUGUAACGCUAGGUCCACUGCAAUUUGGUUAUCAUCUGGCAGAACUUAAUGCCCCCCAAGCAGUGAUUACAUGCAAGCAAAAAGGCAGCCAUUCCUCGGAAAUCAGCUUCCAUGGCCUCCCGAAAUGCCUUCCGAUGAACCCAUCCCAAUUUGGUCUUGUUUCCUCGAUCUACACACUAGGUGGCUUGCUGGGAGCUCUACUGGCAGGACCCGUCGCAACCAAGCAUGGGCGUCUUCUCGCCCUACGGGCGACAACUGGGUUUUUCAUCCUCGGACCUGUGGCAGAGACCUUUUCUCCCAACAUCUCACUUCUGAUCCUCGGUAGAUUCCUUUCCGGUGUCGGAUCCGGCGCUGCUAUUGUUGUGGGUCCCAUCUAUAUAUCGGAAGUCGCCCCUCCCAAUGCCCGCGGCUUUUUCGGGGCUUUCACCCAAGUCAUGACCAAUGUCGGCAUUCUCUUGACCCAGACACUUGGGUACUUCUGGAGCAAUGAGAGCCUGUGGAGAUUGAUUCUCGCUGUGGCCGGAAUGAUUGGCGCCUUGGAACUUUCGGGGCUAUUCUUGGUGCCGGAGAGUCCUCCAUGGCUCGCAGAGCAUGACAAGAUGGGUCAGGCCCAUCGGGUGUUACAGCGUAUCCGUGGUCGAGAUGUGGAUGUUGAAGCAGAGAUCGCUAACUGGAAGGUCUCGGCUGCUUCUGGCGAGGAAGAGGCGCUGCUUGCCCCAGCAGACGACAGCAGCCCCAAAAAGUCCGCAGUCACUUUUAUGCAGGUCCUCCGAGAUCCAUAUUACCGUCCGGCUCUCAUCGCCGUGGUAGGAACGAUGAUGGCUCAACAGCUCACCGGAAUGAACAGCAUCGUCAUGUACAGCGUUUCAUUGCUACAGAGCAUUCUCCCUACUACAGCCGCCCUCCUCACCGUGAUGAUAUCGGUCUUGAAUCUUGUGGUCACACUUCUGUGUUCCCCGCUCCCGGAUCGCAUCGGCCGGAAAAAAUGCCUCCUGCUGAGCGCCGGCGGUAUGGGCUGUAGCUCCAUCCUCCUUGCGAUCAGCAUCUACAUGAACGGAAAAAUUCUGACCGCCUGUGCUGCUUUGCUCUUUGUGUCCAGUUUCGCCGUCGGACUGGGCCCAGUUCCUUUCAUUCUUGCCUCGGAGCUUGUUGGACCGGAGGCCGUGGGCGCCGUGCAGAGCUGGGCCUUAGGGGCUAACUGGGCGGCGACUUUCGUGGUCGCGCAAUUCUUCCCCAUUCUCAACGACGCUCUUGGAGGACGUGGCAAGGUUUACUGGGUUUUUGCGGCUAUGGCCGGGCUUUUCGGCAUAUUCAUCUACCAAUGCGUGCCGGAAACGAAAGGUAAGGCGAAUGCCGACGAGGUUUGGGGAAGGACAAGCCGACGUCAGGACUGA